Molecule: messenger RNA, 6861 nt
Organism: Ostrea edulis (European flat oyster)
Lineage: Eukaryota; Metazoa; Mollusca; Bivalvia; Ostreida; Ostreidae
Product: patatin-like phospholipase domain-containing protein 7
Exons: 35
Coding region: 18-4025 (1335 amino acids)
Biological process (GO): phosphatidylcholine metabolic process
Cellular component (GO): endoplasmic reticulum
Molecular function (GO): phosphatidylcholine lysophospholipase A1 activity
Source: RefSeq, a predicted model, not a curated record
UAUCUGCAGAAUUGAAAAUGAAAAUGGCGAUGGAAGAUUUGAAGAUGAAAGUGAAUGAAACUAUAGAUGAAUUCAAACAAUUAGUGUCUGAAUUUGAAGUCACCAUGAGCAUCAUGAUCAUGAUUGGAGUAGCCGUAGCCACGUUUAUUAUUGUAAUGUUCUUUGGUGUCUGGAAGUUAAGAUCUAAAGUGUUGCCAAGUCAGACUGGAGGCCCAAGAAAACCACGUUUUAGGAAAAGGGACAAAGUAUUGUUUUAUGGAAGAAAAAUGUUAAGAAAGGUUCAAAGUUUCACCAGAAAGUUAGGGCCACCCAACAGAGGAAAACUAAAGAAGAGACAGAUAGUGAUGAAGCUUGCCAAGAACUAUUCUGAAAUCCGACAGAAAACCUUGCGUACAUUUAAUUUGCAAAAGUGGUUACUUCAGAUGAGGAGAGAUUCCUCCCAGCCGCUGUUACGAGUGAAGGAACCGCCUCAGUCCUUCCUGGAGCUGGACACUUGUGAUAUUGAUGACAGUGAACAACGCCUUCCAUCAGAGGUGCUGUACAUGCUCAGAAGCACUAGAAUUUUUGGGCAUUUUGAGAAGCCUUUGUUUUUGAAUUUGGUAAAACACAUGGAGUCCAAGAUACUCAAGUGUGGGGAGUACCUGUUUAGAAUUGGAGAUCUAGAUGACAGCAUUUAUGUAGUGCAGGAAGGUCACAUUAAUGUCAGCAUUUGUGAACCAGAUGGCUCUAAUUACCUUGUGAAAGUAGUUCACGCAGGUGACAGUAUACAUAGUUUACUAAGUGUAUUGGACGUCCUCACAGGACAUCCAGCUCCAUAUAAAACAGUGUCAGCACAAGCUGUUGAAAAUUCCACAGUUCUUAAACUACCAGCCAUUGCUUUCCAGUCCAUGUUUGAAAGAUUUCCAGAAUCCCUUGUUCGGAUUGUUCAGAUUAUUAUGAUUAGACUUCAGAGAGUCACAUUUACAGCUCUGCACAACUAUCUCGGACUGUCAAGUGAACUCAUCAGCUCUAUGACCCAGAAGGAAAUGAGGUCAUUGUCAGGAAGAUUCCAAACCAGCCCCCACAAACAGCGUAGUGUCAGGGACAACAGCUUGCAUAGAGAAAUCAGUGCUGAACAGGAAGAGAGUACUCAGAAACUCACCGAGGGCAAGGAUAAAGUGGAUGGGGAGACUCACGAUGACACUGAUGGUGCCCAGACAGAUUUUGCAGCAGCUGCGCAGAGAGCCAGAAUAAACAGCUUGGAUCUGGAGUCUGGUAAAUUUGAAGAAUCAUCCAGGUCCAUAACUCACAUGCCAAGGUCGCGUCACAAGAAGAUGCCGGACACCGGGAUGUACAUGUAUGUUUCUCAGACGAGUGUCGACACGAGUGAGGAAGAGGCUUUGGAAUGUGCCAAGAAAGACUUAAUCAAACUGUUGAAUUUACAGGAUGAAUCGCUUCUUAAUGGAAAGCUGACUUUGAGAAAGUAUCGAGCAGGAACCACGAUUCUUAAUCAAGGCGACCAGGAUGCAAGUCUGUUGUUUGUGGUGGCAGGAACAUUGAAACUUCUUCAGCAUGUGGUGGGCAAAGAACAGAAAGAGGCUUUGCUGUUCAAUGCUUACCCUGGGGAGUUGGUGGGAGCCUUAGCUGUGCUGACAGGAGAACCUUCAUUCUUCUCCAUCAGAUGUAAAUAUGAGUGUAGAAUUGUCACAAUAUCCAAGGAAGACUUUUACAGUAUUAUGCAAGCUCAGCCCUCUGUGGUCCUCUCAGUUGCACACACAUCAGUGGUUAGGAUGACUCCAUUUGUGAGACAGAUAGAUUUUGCUCUGGACUGGAUUCUUACUGAAGCAGGGAAGGCUCUGUUCAGACAAGGUGACCAAUCAGAUCACAUUUACAUUGUCCUGACGGGUCGCCUGAGGUCAGUCAUCACAAAGGAGGAUGGAAAGAAGGAGUUGGUAGGAGAGUAUGGCCGGGGGGAACUGGUGGGGAUAGUGGAGGUGCUGACAGAAGCCAAGAGGACCACCACCAUCAUGGCCAUCAGAGACACCGAAUGUGCCAAAUUACCAGCAGAAUUGUUGAAUUUGAUCAAGCGUAAAUACCCUCAGAUUGUCACCCGACUCAUCCACCUACUGGGGGAGCGACUUCUAGGACAGUUACAGACCAAAUCUACGGAUUCAUUCCCUAUUGCAGACCCUGUUGUAAAAGACAAAACCUCAGUUGGUAACUUAGCAACAGUUGCCGUCUUGCCAAUCAGCAAAGAUGUCCAAGUCACAAGUUUUACACUGGAGUUACAGCAUGCUUUAACAGCCAUAGGUUCCAGUAUGAGACUUACCAGUGAUAUUGUGAAGGCAAACCUAGGAGCUGCUGCCCUGGACAGUGUCAAUGAGUUUCGGUUGUUAAAUUGGUUGGGACAGCAAGAGGACAUCCACAGAAUGACCUUGUAUCAGUGUGAUUACACCUUGACCAAAUGGACUAAAAAUUGUAUCCGUCAGGCGGACUGUAUCCUCAUUGUAGGGCUGUUUGACGGAGACCCAGUGGUCAGCGAGCUUGAGAAGCAGAUAGAAACUUUAGCAGUUAGGGCACAGAAGGAGUUGGUGCUGCUUCAUCGAGAAGAUGCAGAGACACCUAAAGGGACUGUUGAAUGGCUGAAUGCCAGAGGAUGGCUGUCAUCUCAUCACCAUAUUAAAUGUCCAAAACGGGUACUCACCAAAAGGACAGAGGCAAAAAUUAUUGAGUUGUAUCAGAGGCAUAUGGAAACAAAACCAGACAGAAUGUCAGACUUUUCACGAUUGGCUCGUUUUCUGACAGGAACUUCCAUUGGUGUAGUACUUGGAGGAGGUGGAGCAAGGGGGCUAUCACAUGUUGGCAUUAUAAGGGCUUUAGUGGAGGCACAGAUACCAGUAGACAUGAUUGGGGGAACCAGUAUGGGGGCAUUAAUAGGAGCCCUGUAUGCAGACAGUGUCAGCUUGUCUACUUUUGCACAGAGAGCGAGGGAGUGGUCCAUUGGGAUGACAUCAAUAUGGAAAAAGAUCUUGGAUAUAACAUACCCAGUGACUUCAAUGUUCACAGGGAAGGCCUUCAAUGACAGCAUAGAAGAAGUGUUUAAACACAGACAAGUGGAGGACCUGUGGAUUCCCUACUUCUGUAUCACCACGGAUAUUUCCAACUCCUCAAUGAAGGCGCACACUCAUGGCAGCCUGUGGCGAUAUGUUAGGGCUAGCAUGUCCUUGUCUGGUUACCUGCCCCCAUUGUGUGAUCCUGUGGAUGGGCACUUGCUGCUAGAUGGAGGAUACAUCAACAAUCUCCCUGCUGAUGUCAUGAAGGCAAAAGGGGCCAGGAAUAUAUUUGCCAUGGAUGUGGGAAGUAUAGAUGAGACAGAUUUGACAAAUUAUGGGGACCAUUUAUCUGGCUGGUGGCUGCUGUGGAAAAGAUGGAAUCCUUGGGCUGCAUCUGUCAAGGUGCCAGAUAUGGCUGAGAUACAGACCAGACUUGCUUAUGUGUCCUGUGUAAGACAGUUGGAAAUGGUCAAAAACAGCGACUUCUGUGAAUACAUCAGACCACCUAUUGAUAAGUACGGAACACUUCAGUUUGGAAGCUACGAUGAAAUCAAUGAAGUUGGAUACAAUCAUGGUAAAACCUUGCUGUCAGGGUGGAUCAAAGGGGGCCUGAUUGAUGAACUCUUCAAAGACAAGCAUUCUGCUCAUUCCUCCAAGUGUAGUGUCCACAAAGGUCAGACCUAUGUGCCGGCCAUGGCUAAGUUUACAGAUCUGGCAGAGCUGGUGUCACAGAUUGAUAAACCCAAGCAGGGAAAGAGGGCAACAUUCUUUGGAGAAAAUGACGAGGAUUAUGAAGAUGACUCUGAUGAGUCCCUGUCUGAUGAGGUACUGAUGGAGGAAGAUGAAGAGGAGGAAGAUGCUGAUUAUGAGGAAGAACCCAAACCAAUCUACCAACCUGAGAGAAAAUUUUCCAACCAGUCCUUUCAUCUUCCCAGUGCUACAAGAAAGAGGAAUUCUGUGGGGAAAUCAGUGAACUUCAAAUUCGAGAAGUAAAACUUAGGAUCUCCAAGGAAGAUUUGACUGUGAUAAAAAUUGUUCUGUGAUAAAAGCUGAAAUUCCAAGUAAUGGAAUGUACGAGCACUGGUACAUGUAUAGGAGAGACAUGUCACGUUUGUUUAUAAAAACACCAUACACAAAUGUCUCAAACCAAUCCCCCACACAAAAUCACAAGAGGACUUUGUUCCGUCACGGUGUCAACAUGUAUAUCUUUAUUGGUUGCUGUGCUUUGAGAUUUUGUGUCAUUCCCUCAGUGUGCCAUUGUUCAUCUAAGAGUUAACUGCCUUGAAUGCUCUUGUUCUAUAUUUGCUUUACAAUAUGUGAAUGUUCAGCUGUGAAUUUGUAUUUAGAUAUAAACAGUUUUAUAUAUUGAUGUAAACACACUUUUUUUUAGACUAGCAUUUAUGUUCAGAUGAUGUAUGUUUUGGCUGGAACAAUAUUUUGUUGUUAAGUAUUCAGGACUGAAAAGACAAGUGUGAUAUUUUGUUUUUGUUCAAGAUGUGUGUGUAACGUAAUGCCUUUGUUCAUACCAGGGUUUCAUAUGGCUCCCCCCUAAAAUAAUGGAUCAGAUUCCUUAACACAAGCAGUAACUUCAAAAUAUAAUAAAAAUCAUUUUUAUCAUUAUUUGUGUGUAUUCAUUCCUUUCUCAAUCACAAGUAGUAAUAUGAAAAUGAUUUUAACACUGCUAAUUAAAAUCACUAGUGUAUAAUUAUUUGAGCUUGAUAAGUUCAAUCCUUUUCCGAUUUGAAAUACUGCAAAAAAAAAAUAAUUGCAGAAUUAUUACAGUAAUCUUCGUAGCAUGUUAAAACAGCAUUUCCAUUAUCUUCAAAUCAUGCAUUUUAAAAAAAAAGGUUGCAUAUAAAUGACAGUGAUUACAUGAUGUAGGUUAGAAUUGCAAAAAGCAAUUCUACGUUUUGAUUUUAUCUAUCACUAUGCUUUCUACAUAGUUACAGUCACUGUUGACAAACCGUGGCAGCGACUAUAGGUAUUAUUUCAUAUAUACUUUAAUAGUGCAACCCUACAUUGUACCUAAUCCACUCGACAUGCUAUCAAUUUGUUUUUAAUUGGUUACAUAAUAAGAAAUAACCUCCAGCAGCGUACCUUAUGUGCUCAUUAAGGUCAGUGACUUUUAUGGGGAAAGAAAUCAAUUUGAAAAACCACCAUUGGCGAUCGCCAGAUGAAACCCUGUUAUACCCAUGGUUUGCCAAAUUCAUUUUUAAAGGACCAGGAUUAGGUUUUGCACCUUUCUGUGGAAAGACCUAUUGACAUUGUUCUAUUUCUUACUAUUUUCCUAAAGUCAAAGUUUUUAAAACCAUAAGACAUUAUAAAGCUCCAUAAUCUAUGAUAUUUAACUUGAAGCGUAAUCAAAUCUCACCCUGCAUACUUGAACUUUGACCUCUUAUAGAGUUAAGAAACAUUGCUCUAAAUAAAGAUACUCCUCCUCAACCAUAAAUGGUAAAAACCUUCACUAAGAGCUAUGGAUAAGUGAGUUGUGAAGAUGAAGUCUCACUUGUAAUGAUCUGAUUGUCUUUAAUGCACCCAAUAUUUUGCAAUUUUUACCUACUAGUACAAAUGUAUUUUGUUUUUACUUUUUAAAAAACCCAAAAUAACUUGAUAACAUAAAGACAUAGGCCCAACUGGGAUGAGAUUUGUUUAUCCUUGACCUUUGAAAAUAAGUCAAAGGUCAAGGUUAUCUAUAAAUAACAGAAUUUUGCAUUUUUUACUAACUUUAUUGUACAAGCUACCCAGAAGAUGAUGCACAAGCAUUGAUUUUCUAAAUCAUUUUGAUAUAUUUCAACUCUGACCACUUUUGAAACUACAGACACUGUUGUGAAAAAAACAUUGAUACUCCUAUAAGCUGUAAUUCAUAAAGAUUGUAAUCCUUUGCUAAUGAAUUUGCAUUAGGUAAGUACUUCAGUGACAUUUUAAUUGUAAGGAUCUGAGGACCUUGAUGGUAGUUAUUGCCCCAGAUAGUCUUUAGCUUCUUUAUUUAAGCUUAUACAGUAGCUUUUGCAUCAUAAAAGAUGGUAGAGACAUGGGACCACUUGCAUUAAACCUGUUACCUCUGACCUUGAAAAAUUGGUCAAGGUCAUCAAAAAUAUGAGAUUUUGCACAUUUUCAAGGCAUCAAAGGACCUUUCAAUUAUAAUUCAUAUUCUUUGACCCUAUAUAAAACUCUUAAGCACAUAUUUAACACCAGUUAUGUCCCUUAUGAUACAACAGUAUUAUAGACAGUUGGAGUUUUCAACCUGUCACUUUUGUCUUUGACCUUGAAUCUGAGGUCACAGUCGUAUUUAGUUUUUAUUGUUUUUCUAAUUUGUUGUACAAAUAACAUUUUAAGGUUGAUUUGGAGGACCAAGUAAUCUUUCCUUUGGAAGACACUACUUCACAUUCUUUUUGGAAAUUCUUUCUUGCAAUGUAAGACACAGAAAGACCUCCAGUUGCGUGUCCACAUGUAGGAUUACUAGUUAUACCUAUUUCUGUUCUGUUUUGAAGCAUUUUUUUUUUUAUUUUGACAUGUCUACUAGAUAUUAUUACCUCAAUGCUGUGGCAAUCAAAUUUAUUCAAAAUGUACUGUUUUAUGGCAAAAUUUAAAGUUAUUGAUCUGGUAAAUGUUACAUUUGGUGUUUAAAUGUACAUUAAAAUUAGGGGUCCACAUUUAUUUCUCAAAUAUUUUUGUGGAGUUAUAUUGAUUUCCAAUUCAUUGUUGAAAAAUAUGCAUUGCGCCAUUGGCAAAAAUUUUCUUUUGCUGGUAUCAAGUGUUUAUUUUUUGUGAAAUACUGGAUUCAUUAUGAUAGGCAUUAUAACUGAAUAAACUUCAUGGUUUGACUUGA